CGCAGGAUCGCGUGUCGCUGGCCCUUAACGGUCCCUGCUGACUCUGUCACAACCUCUGUCGCGCUGUGAUCUACACUGGUCGUGGGAAUCGUAGCAGGGACUCAGGGAGACCCAGGAAACCUAGAUAUGGAAAAAACUGGGAAGAUCCUGACAUUGAAGAUCAGUACAUAAACCAGGGGAGAAAAUUAAGAAAUCAUAUGGUGGAGAGACUCUGUGAAAGCAAAGAGAAUAGUCAAUGUGAAGAAAACUUCAACCUUAUUUCAAAUUUCAAUCUGAAGAAGAAAACUACUGGAGUAAAACCUUGUGAGCUCAGUUCAUGUGGAAAAGCCAAUUCAUCCCUUGAUAGAUUCAUCAAAUGUCACACUGGAUACAAGUCCUCUGAGUAUCUAAACCAUGGAGAGAAGCCAUAUAAAUGUAACAUAUGUGGGAGCACCUUUAGUUAUCUCUACUAUUUUGAACAACAUGAAAGAACUCACAAUGGAGAGAAACCCUAUGAGUGUAAACAAUGUGGUAAAGCCUUCAGUAUUCCUAAUUCUCUUCGAAUGCAUGAAAUAACUCACAGUGGAGAGAAACCCUAUGAACUUAAGAAAUGUAGAAAAGCCUUCAGAUACUAUCAAAGUUUUCAAACACAUGAAAAAAAUCACACUGGAGAGAAACCCUAUGAAUGUAAAAAAUGUAGUAAAGCAUUUAGUUGUCUCAGUUAUCUUCAAAAACAUGAAAGAACUCACAUUGUAGAAAAACCCUAUGAAUGUAAAAUAUGUAGUAAAGCAUUCAGGUAUCCCAGUUAUCUUCAAAUUCAUGAAAGAACUCACACUGCAGAGAAACCCUAUGAAUGUAAAAUAUGUACUAAAACCUUUAGUUGUCUCAAUUAUCUUCGAAAACAUAAAAGAACUCAUACUGGAGAGAAACCCUAUGGAUGUAAGGAAUGUGGAAAAGCCUUCAGAUGUUAUCAAAGUCUUCAAACACAUGAAAGAAGUCACACUGGAGAGAAACCCUAUGAAUGCCAAAUAUGUAGUAAAGCAUUCAGGUGUCUCAGUGAUCUUCGAAGACAUGAAAGAAUUCACACUGCAGAGAAACCAUAUAAAUGUAAAAUAUGUCAUAAAGCCUUUAGGUGUCCCAGUUAUCUUCAAAUACAUGAAAGAAAUCAUACAGGAGAGAAACCCUAUGGAUGUAAAAUAUGUAGUAAAACAUUUAGAUGUCCGAGUUAUCUUCAAACACACGAAAGAACUCACACUGGAGAAAAACCCUAUGAAUGUAAAAUAUGUAUUAAAGCAUUUAGAUGUUUGAGUUAUCUUCGAAGACAUGAAAGAACUCACAGUGUAGAGAAACCCUAUGAAUGUAAAAUAUGUAGUAAAGCAUUUGGGUGUCCUAGUUAUCUUCAAAUACAUGAAAGAAAUCACACAGGAGAGAAACCCUAUAAAUGUAAAAUAUGUAAUAAAGCAUUCAGAUAUCCCAGUUAUCUUCGAACACAUGAAAGAACUCACAUUACAGAGAAACCCUAUGAAUGUAAAAUAUGUUAUAAAGCAUUUAGAUGUCUGAGUUAUCUUCAAACACAUGAAAGAACUCACACUGGAGAGAAACCCUAUGUAUGUAAAAUAUGUAGUAAAGCAUUUAGGUAUCUCAGGUUUCUUCAAAUACAUGAAAGAACUCAUACUGGUGAGACCUAUGAAUGUAAGGAAUGUGGAAAAGCCUUCAUUUAUCACACAAACUUUCAAAAACACCUGACAGUACACACUGGAGAGAAACCAUGUAAAUGUGCAGAAUGUGGGAAAGGCUUCAGUUAUCCCAGCUCUUUUUGAAGGCAUGAAAGUACUCACUGGAUAAAACCUCUUGAAUGUAAACAGCAUGGGAAAGACUUAAUUGGCCCACAUCCUUACAUGUGAAACUUCCCAUGGGAAAGAAAGAAAAAUGUUACAUGAGAAAGCUUGAUGGAAAUUAAUCCAUGUAUAAUGGGCCAGAAAACUUUCAAUAUGCAACAGUUCUUAUUAAAGUUGUAAAUACAUUGUGUUUGUUGAACUUUUUUCUUAAAGUGCAUUAUUGGACCUUGGAUUUCUACUAAUUAUUUUCAGAAAUGAAUGUCCAGGUGCGAUAAUUCUGAGACUUGUCUUUCAACAAUAGUAUAUACAAUUAAUAUUGCUUUUUCCUUAAAAUGUUUAAUAACAUUUCUUCCCAUUUUGAAGUGUGUUUCUUAUAUGCAAUUAGGUUAAAAUAUUUUAUAAUGUUUUAUUUGUUCUGUGUUAAGAGGCCAUUUAAAAAGAACAGUUUUGUAGUUGGAUUUUCCUAGCAUCACUGUGGCAAUCUUUUAUAACCCUAGAUUAGUAUAUAUAUUCUACUUUUCCCUCUGAUGAAUCUCUUUUUUGGGGGUGAGGGGUAUAGUCUUUUUCCAUUUUUGAUACUGAUAAAUAGUGUGAAUAAAUUUUAUAUAUGGCAAUUUUAUGAAAGAAUAUAGUUUCAUGUGAAUAUUAUUUUUAUAUUUGUGCCUUUGCUUUUGUUCCUUUCUUCUGACCUUUAUUUGGUGAAUUAACUUAGAUUUAAGAAGAGGGACCUUUAAUAGGGCAAGAAAAUGUACACUUUGACAUAACCCCACUGUGGGUAAUGUUAGGAAGUUGAUUUUCCAGAAUCCAUCCCAUUUAUGGUUCCAUGUUGGAAUUCAUUAAUAGCCUCACUUGCAUUAUAUUUGGAAGGCAAAAACCAAGAAAGCGUUAGUCAGAUUUUGCAGCCACCAUUUGGACAGACAGAUAGAUAGGAGAUUCAAGGGCACAAUUUUCCAGUCCAUUUUUUCAAUCUGUUGAUUUUCCAAUCAAGAUUAUCCUCACAAGCUCCAUGAACUGUGUGAUACCCAUUUUCUGAGAGGUGCAGCUUUCCACUGAUGUCUUCACAAGAUCCACAGUAAAGAUCCACCAGAGUUUGGAGUUUUCUGUCAGCCCUCUUGUGUCCACAGGAAACUGAUUUAGACUUUCCUACUUAUGUCUGACUUCCCUCGUCUCUAGAUUGUAUCUGUAUAAGGUCUAAUUUGUAUAGGGAACACCUUAAGUUGUCAAAUGCUACUGACUGUUUUCCUGAUUCACCAUGACGUGGUGCUGACAAAAAGAAGGACAUGGGUAUUGGUUUCUCUGCUGCACGUGCAGUGGCUGCUGUGACCAGGUGCUUCCAUGUCAGAAUAAGCCCCUUCCUCCUGUCAGGAAGCCUGUGGGUGUUUCCUGUUACUUGUAGCUAAAUGUAAUCCCUCAAUAUGCUUUCAAUUAUGUUUGAUUGUAUGUGAUUAAAAGUAUGUGCAUUUUUUUUGUCAAAUGAACA
Messenger RNA from Rhinolophus ferrumequinum (greater horseshoe bat), 3297 nucleotides. RefSeq names its product zinc finger protein 709-like. Gene Ontology annotation, molecular function: DNA-binding transcription repressor activity, RNA polymerase II-specific. Gene Ontology annotation, biological process: negative regulation of transcription by RNA polymerase II. NCBI's taxonomy places the organism in Eukaryota, Metazoa, Chordata, Mammalia, Chiroptera, Rhinolophidae. The record is from RefSeq and is a predicted model, not a curated record.